Messenger RNA from Adineta ricciae, 1446 nucleotides. The record is from the annotation of a GenBank genome assembly. Lineage: Eukaryota; Metazoa; Rotifera; Eurotatoria; Adinetida; Adinetidae.
AUGACGGAUGGCAGCAAUGUGGAUGAUGAUUCAUUAUUGCUACUUCUUCGUGACGCUAUUGUUCAACACUCAUCCCUCAAUGAUAUUAAACUUAUUCUAAGUUGUAAAUAUGUAGAUAUAAACGGAUGCGUUCGACGUGGUCUUCGACCAUUGCACUAUGCCGUGUUUGAAAACGAUUUCGAAUGUGUUCGACUCCUAAUUGAAGAGUAUAAUGCCGAUGUGAACGUCUUGGACGAAGCGGGUUAUUCGCCAUUGCAUUUAGCUGCUAAAUAUGGUCUCCUUGAUGUCAUGCAUUUAUUGAUCGAUCAUGGUUCAUUGAUGAAUUUUCAAGCAGCAGCUGCAACGAACAGUCAAACUGGUUUAUUGGUUGCACCAUACUAUGAUGUUAUGACUGAACCAUUGAGUCUCGCUUUGGAAAACAAUCAUAUCGAGUGUGCACGUUUGCUUCUUUGUUCGGGCGCAGAAGUCAAUCAAAAAUAUUUUCUUGGUUAUGAGAUUAAUUUGUUACCCUAUGAAAACCAUAGCGCUUUGGAACUAAUUCUUCGACAUGGUGCGAAUCCGAAUGCUCUUUCACGCAGUGGAAUAACACCGUUGAUAAAAGCUUGUCGGGAAGGAAAUCUAGGUGCGGUUGUUUUACUUUGUCGUUAUGGAGCGAAUGUCAAUUAUGUGACAAGAAAGUUUCGACAACGAAAUGCUUUGGUUACAGCGAUCGAAUCCAAACAAAGCGAUAUUGUUGAACAGUUGUUAACAUUCGGUGGUUUUGCCAAUAAACAUCCUGAAUUGUCCAAUUCACCAUUGGAAUUAGCGAUUCGAAAGGACAAUAUUGACAUCGUCCGACUUUUAAUCGCAUUUGGUGCUGAUACAAACGAAGAAACCAAUGAGGAUGUCGAAUGUACGACUCCAUUGAUUCUUGCCUGUCAAUGUUCAUAUUUAAAAAAUCAAUAUGAAAUCGUGAAAUGUCUUCUUGAGAAUGAAGCUCAACCGAAUCAAUCAGUGUCAAACAGUCCUCAACAUCAUCACCAACAUACUCCUAUUCGAACGCCGUUAGUUGCUUAUAUCAAACACGCACAUGAACGACGAUUAGAUAUGCGUAUUAUUCGCUUAUUGAUUGGUUACGGUGCUCGAGUAUCAUUUUCUCGCGGGCGAGAUAGCGUCCUUCAAUUCUUACGUCGUUUACAAUCAAAGACAAAUUUAAUUGAAAUACUUUGUGAUGCAGCUUACUAUUUUCAUCCAAGUUACUUGGCUGAAUGUACGGAAUUGGAUGAGAUAACCAAGAAGGAGAUCUUAAAACGUGCAAAAACACCAUCGUCGUUGAGAAAUCUCGUACGAAAACAAAUUCGAGCCGAAAUUUUCAAAUCACCAUUGAAACUGUCGAUCGAUCGCGCUGUCAAAAAACUUGAUUUACCCGUUUUCCUUCAACAUUAUUUACUCUUCGAACAUAUCUAA